Molecule: messenger RNA, 1400 nt
Organism: Hipposideros armiger (great roundleaf bat)
Lineage: Eukaryota; Metazoa; Chordata; Mammalia; Chiroptera; Hipposideridae
Gene: MSRB1
Product: methionine sulfoxide reductase B1
Exons: 4
Biological process (GO): protein repair
Cellular component (GO): nucleus
Molecular function (GO): peptide-methionine (R)-S-oxide reductase activity
Source: RefSeq, a predicted model, not a curated record
GGGUGUGGGGGCCAGGCGCAGGCCGGGAGGUCUUGGGGUGGUUGGCCUCAGAUUUGUCGGAGGCAGAAAGCGCGCUGCAGUCCUGUCGCCGCCAUGUCGUUCUGCAGCUUCUUCGGGGGCGAGGCUUUCCAGAACCACUUUGAGCCGGGCGUCUACGUGUGUGCCAAGUGUGGCUACGAGCUCUUCUCCAGCCGCUCCAAGUAUGCACACUCAUCCCCAUGGCCAGCCUUCACUGAGACCAUCCAUGCUGACAGUGUGGUCAAGCGUCCUGAGCACAAUCGGCCUGAAGCCUUAAAGGUCUCCUGUGGCAGGUGUGGCAACGGCUUGGGCCAUGAAUUCCUGAACGAUGGUCCCAAGAAAGGGCAGUCCCGCUUCUGAAUAUUUAGCAGCUCGCUGAAGUUCAUCCCUAAAGACAAAGAAACUUCUGCGUCCCAGGGGAAGUAGGUGGGCAGCCCUUGUGAUGGGCGUUGCGUGGUGGCCACAGUCCAGCUAUCCCACCUUGGAAUUGGAUCCCCAGAUAUUCAGACAGGGAAGAGAGGUGGCUGAAACAUCAGGAAAGCUCCCAGGACCUUGGCUCUGCAUAGGUUCUGCUUGGGAAAAGCACUGGUUUGCUGCCUAUGGCCCAUAUCCCGCUGCUAGGAUGGGCCUGGACGACCCAGCUAUUGGCUCAUCUUGGCCUCAGGCUCACGGGAGCCUCAGGGAGGUGGGCUGUAGGCCUGGUUCAUCUGUGAAUUGUGGUGUACCCUUAUCCUCACUUCUCCUCUGCCCACUGCUCCUUUCCUGCCUGUCUGGACUUAUCCUUUUGGGGCCCAAUUCUGAGAUAGGUUCUGGCCCUGGCCAAAGCUGGUGCCCAUCUCCCUCAGGCUGUGCUGGGAGACAGAAUGCAAAUUGAGGUGGCCCCAGGCAGCUGCUCCAACCCCAGUCACUACAUGAUUCACUCUGGUUAAACCCUUCCAGGCAGCCAGAGUGUUGAUGAUCCAUGACCCAUGGGGGGAGCGAGGCAAGGGGACCAAUCACUGGUCUCUCAGUUACAAAAGGAGAAAUUCUGAACCCUAUUUCACAAUCUGAUCCAUGACCCAUGGGGGGAACGGGGCGAGGGGACAGACCCCUGUUCUCUCAGUUACGAAAGGAGAAAUUCUGAUUUCACAAUCUGUGCAGCUGCUGCUUGCCUCACGCGGGCUUAGGAAAGCAGCUAUUGCCUCAUUACUUUGCACAAAGCUGGGGGCCUCGGAGCUCACAGCCUGCAAUUCAUACCUUCCCAGGGCACAGUGACUACGCCUUACCACACAUGUGCUGAAAUUCUUGCCAUUCAGGAAUAUGGGUGAUACUGAAACCCUUCCUUCCCAUUUUGAAUCCUCUCCAGAGUUAUCAGGGAGAGAUGAAUAAACAAACGAAACCCA